Paraphaeosphaeria sporulosa is the source of this 1435-nucleotide messenger RNA. Its product is annotated as oxidoreductase-like protein family. The coding region runs from base 254 to 1279 and encodes 341 amino acids. Gene Ontology annotation, cellular component: cytoplasm. Lineage: Eukaryota; Fungi; Ascomycota; Dothideomycetes; Pleosporales; Didymosphaeriaceae. The record is from RefSeq and is a predicted model, not a curated record. The transcript has 2 exons. Gene Ontology annotation, biological process: NADPH regeneration. Gene Ontology annotation, molecular function: oxidoreductase activity; nucleotide binding.
AGAACCCUGAAGAAAAGGGCGGAAGGAGAGAAGUAUAAAGAGAGGCGGUAGGCUCGCGUUGGUCGUUGGAAGAAGCAGCAGUGUCUGUACGAUUGUUGCCGUCCCCGCCCCACCCCCGAACGCAUUUCGUCAUUGUCUAUACAGUUUACCCUUACCCCUCCACUCACGUACAUACCACGAACACACCGUACCACCGGUCUCGCAUUCCAAACAACAUAAACCCGCAUUAUCGAUCCCUGAAGCAACCAUAAACAUGACCAUCGGCAUCGCUCUCAUCGGCAGCGGCAUCUUCGCCAAAGAAGAGCACCUGCCCGCCAUCAAGGCGGCCUCGGCGCUCUCCCUCACGGCAAUCUACUCGCGCAGCCUCGCUUCUGCAAAGUCACUGGCUUCCGAAGCCGGGGAUGUGGAGCUGUAUAGCGAGGAUUCCGGGGAGGGCAAGGGGUACGAUGCGCUGCUGGCGCGGGACGACGUGCAGGCGGUGGUCAUUGCACUCCCAAUCCUCGUGCAGCCCGAGUACAUCAAGAAAGCGUUGUCAGCAGGCAAGCACGUGCUGGCUGAGAAGCCCAUCGCCAAAGACGUCGCGACGGCGACGGAGCUGAUUUCCUGGUACAAGAGCAACAUCAGCGGGCCGUCCUUCAGCAUCGCAGAGAACUUCCGCUUUCUCGCGUCGUACGACUACGCAGCGGCGCAGUUCGCGCAACUAGGCCGCGUACUUGGGUUCCGCGUGCGCGUGCAGAACUUCGUCAAGCAGGGCGGUAAGUACUUUGAGACUGCGUGGCGCAAGAAGCCCGAGUACCAGGGCGGGUUUCUGCUGGAUGGCGGUGUUCACUUCGUCGCUGCCACAAGGCUGAUUCUCGAGAGCGGAGGUGUGAAGCCUGUGACGACCAGUGCUUUCUCUACACAACUGCAGGAACACCUUCCUCCUGUGGACACGGUGGAUGCCACGGUGAAGCUGAGCAAUGGCGCCAAUGGGACUAUUUCUCUGUCGUUCGGGACUACCUUCACAGGCUCGGAGUAUACCUUUGCUGCGGAGAAGGGUACCGUGACUGUAUCAAGAGGCAAAGUCACGGUGGUGAAGGACGGAAAGGAGGAGACCAAGGAGUUCCCCGAGGAGGGCAACGGGGUGAAGCAGGAAAUCGCAGCUUGGGGCAAAGCGUUGGGUGAGGGCAAGCCGGACCCGAGGCAGAGCGCUGAAGAGGCGCUGAGGGAUCUGCAAGUGCUUGAGGCGAUGUUACAGAGCGGAGAGAAGGGUGGAGCACCUGUGGAGCUCAAGUUGUGAGAUUGCGAUGCUGCUGGGUUGAUACGGGGAUUGGGAAUGUCGCCGGUCCUGGCGCAGGUCCCUCCGUGGGCGUGGCGGAAGGAUGCAGAAGACGUCGGCUACGAAAUCCGAGUACAGAACUUUGUAAUGUAGACGGUGUCGGCUGCAGGAUCUCCG